AUGUCAAACGAUUAGUUUUAUUUUAAUUUUGAAGUUGGUGUUGAUGAAGAAGUGAGUGAAAAAUAUGAUUAGAAAUCAGCAUUAUAGCCAUUAAGUUAAAGAAUUGAAAAAGCACCUUAAGAUAAAUAGAAUGAAAACAGUAACUCUCAUUCUUAGUAAGUACCUAAAUAAGAUUAACAACAUUUAGUUGAAAAUGAAUAAAGCAAGAUUGUGUAAGAUGAAAAAAAAUAGAACACUAAUUAUUAAAUUAUUGAAGAAUAAACUACUUAAACAUAGCGAGUAAUAAAAGCAAAACCUGAAAUAUAACAAAAGAUGAUAUAUUUAAGAAAGGCAACUAGUUUAGAAGAAUUCGAAAGUACUAUUUAAGAAUUGAUAAAGUAAAGAGAAGAGAUUAUGCUCAUAUAUUUCUUGAUUGAAAAUGAAAUCUAUAAUGAUUAGAUGCAUUUGAUGAUGUUUUUGAAAUUUACUUUUGAAAAGAAAUAAUAAGAUAUAUUUAAUAAUAUAUUAUGCCAAAAAGAGAUUGUAAAAUAUAUUUAAAAAUGCAAUGACAUAAGCAAAAUAAGUGAUAUACUAUACAUUGCCUUUUAAAGAAACAAUAGAUAUGAUGAUUCUUUCUUUUAGUAAAUUUGCAGUAUUAUUCAAUCUAAAAUUGAUAAUUAAAAAGACAAAGAAUAAUCAGAUUUUUUCCUUACUAAUUUUUUUAGAAUUAUGGUCAAAUCAAAAAGAUACAAUUAGAACAGUGGCUAGUACUUAUUUCCUUAAAAGUCUAAGAUAAAUGUCAAUAUCUUUUUAACAAAAAUUCUGGUGGUUAUACAAUACGUGAUUGCAUAUCCAUUGACAUGUUUUCCUAAAGGAUAUAAUUUUUCAAAUAUUGAGGUUAUUAAGGUGAUAAUUGAUUAUAUUUUUUUGUUAAAAACUGAAGAUAUUAUUUAAGUACAUUAUAUUAAGUACUUAUUUGAUUUAAUCUAACCACAUAUCAGUAACUUGAGUUUGGAUGGCAAGUAUAAAAUUCUAUAGUAUGUUUUAGAGUGUAUAAUUAUAAAAUAUGAUGAUAAAGACCCAGUAAAAUACCCUUAUUCAUCUUCUGUAUUGUUAUCAUACUUUGAAAGCAUAUUUUUACCAGAUCACGAAUCCUCAGAAACAAUUACAUUUUAAAUUGAUAAAGCCUUUGAAGAUAUUUAUUCUUUAACAUCAUAUGAAAUCAAUAAUUUAAUGACAAAUUUGUUUUACAGUUUUCCAUCAGAGUUCACAUUUCUAAUUAUGGAAUAGCUUGCUGACAGAUUGUGCUAGUCAAAUGAUUAAGAAGUCUAAAAUUGUUUGUAUUAAGAUAUUUUUUAAAAUUUAAUUUUAAAAAAAGCUACUGCAUGCAUUAAAAAGGAAGGGAAAAUAAAGCACCUCUGCAAUAUGAUAUCAACCUAUUUGUAUAUCUUUUAAGAUAAAAUAAAAGAAAACUCAAAGUGGGUAUUUUAAGUGCUAAAAUAUAAUAAUUUCAUUUUCCACUCAUUUUCAGAUUUAGAUUAAAUUUACUAAUAGCAGAGAAUAAAUCACUUUUGUAAACUUAUAAGGCAGAUCAUUUUGCAUAAACAACUUACUCCUGAUUUCCAAAAUAAAAUAGAACAAGCUUAUAAAAGUGUCAGCUCACUAGUAAAAAAAGAAUUAGAUCAAAAAGAAUUUAAAAGGAAGUGUUUUGAGUAUGAAAAUAAAGUUAAAAAGUAGGAAUCAUAUAUUGAUGGUAAAUAGUUUUCAGGAUUCGAUAAUUAUGGAAACACCUGCUACUUUAAUAGUUUCAAUCAAAUAAUCUUGAGGCUUCCUAUAUUUAAUGAAUAUUUAAAUUCAAAAAACAAAUACAUUGUCACACCUUUAUUUGAAAAUUACAGAAAAUUACUAAAAAGUUUAAAUUCUCCAAAUAAAUAUGGAGAUUAAAUACUAAUUAAAGAUAUUGUUUAAUUAUCAUCUCCUUUAUUUAGAUGGGGAACAUAGCAAGAUCCAUAGGAAUAUUUCGUAAACUUUGUUAGGCAAUUAUAUUUCGAUGAAAAAAAUAUUACUCGAAAAGAAGAAUAAGACAAAUAAGCUAUUUAGCAUAACUUAUUUACAAUCGAAAAAUUUGGCAGAAGAACAUGCCAUAAUUGUAAGUUAUAUUCAAAUUAUAAAAAGGAAUAGUCUCCUUCAAUUUAAAUUAACUUGGGAAGUUAAAUUGAUUCUACUGAAUUAGAUUUUUUUUAGCUUACUAAAUAAACAGAGUCUUAGUAUCAAAAAGCUAAACUAACGUGCUCUACAUGUAACAAAAACGUUGAAAUGAGCUCAGAUGAGUUGUAUUCUCGAAUACCUCCUAUCUUGGUAUUUUAAUUAAAUAGGAUAAAAGAUUACUAAUGUAACAAAAAUUUAUGCAAAGUAAAAUUUCCUGAGUUCUUCAAUUUUUUAGAAAUAUAAAAUAAUGGAUAUAAUUUCCCUUACAAUAAAUCAAACUACAGGUUAGUUGGUAUAGUAAAUCAUAUCGGCAAAUAUACUAAUUGUGGGCACUAUGUUUGUUAUCUGCGUUAUAAAUAAACUAACAAAUGGAUACUAUUCAAUGAUAAAUAAGUAGACGUUUUCUAAAAUAGUCUGACACUAAGCUAAAUUUUGCAAAUCAAUUCAAAUGAUAAUACUCCAUACUUGUUAGUAUACCAAAAUUUUACUGAAAAUGAGCCUGUUUCCAAAGAAUAAGCAAUACUAGAUUAUUUUGAUCGCUUUAGAUAAUAUGAUAAAUACCAUUAAAAUUAAAGUUGA
This is a messenger RNA of Tetrahymena thermophila SB210, 2766 nucleotides long. Its product is annotated as ubiquitin carboxy-terminal hydrolase. Lineage: Eukaryota; Ciliophora; Oligohymenophorea; Hymenostomatida; Tetrahymenidae. The record is from RefSeq and is a predicted model, not a curated record. The transcript has 4 exons. Gene Ontology annotation, molecular function: cysteine-type deubiquitinase activity. Gene Ontology annotation, biological process: protein deubiquitination.